CUAAAUGCCGUUUUCAGGAACGGCUUUUGCAAUUAACGGUACGCUACAGAAUUUAGACAGUUACCGGUACAUACUACAACAACAACAAACAUGUCGGAAAGAUACAGUUUUUCGCUGACUACUUUCAGUCCAUCAGGAAAGCUUGUACAGAUUGAAUAUGCUUUAGCAGCAGUGGCAGCAGGUGCCCCAUCUGUGGGCAUUAAAGCCACAAAUGGUGUUGUCCUGGCAACAGAGAAGAAACAGAAAUCCAUCUUAUAUGAUGACAAUAGUAUACAUAAAAUUGAACUGAUCACAAAAAAUAUUGGUAUGGUAUAUAGUGGAAUGGGACCAGAUUACAGAGUUUUAACAAAAAGUGCAAGAAAAUUAGCGCAGCAAUAUUUCCUACAGUACCAGGAACAGAUACCAACGUCACAACUUGUACAACGAGUGGCCAAUGUCAUGCAGGAAUUUACACAGUCUGGUGGUGUUAGACCUUUUGGAGUCUCAUUAUUGAUGGCAGGCUGGGAUGAAGCUGAAGAAAGACCAUAUCUAUAUCAGUGUGAUCCUUCUGGAGCAUAUUUUGCUUGGAAAGCUACAGCUAUGGGGAAAAAUUUUGUAAAUGGUAAAACAUUCUUAGAAAAAAGAUACAGUGAAAGUCUCGAGUUAGAAGAUGCAGUACACACUGCCAUUCUCACGUUAAAGGAGAGCUUUGAAGGUCAGAUGACGGAGGACAACAUUGAGAUCGGCAUCUGUAAUCAGGACGGCUUCAAAAGACUGAGUACAGCCGAAGUGAAAGAUUAUCUUGCAUCUGUUCAAUGAUCGGUGUAUAGACUUAAUGUUAUCAUUAAUUAUCAUUCAUUCUUACUACUGAGAUCUUAAUAAAUGAACACGAGAUCUUUAUAAAUAAAUAAGAUCUUUAUAAAUAAACAAGAUCUUUAUAAAUAAAUAAGAUCUUUAUAAAUGAGCGCUGUGUUUAGUUGGCAAAUGUUAAUGAGACC
This is a messenger RNA of Ruditapes philippinarum (Manila clam), 977 nucleotides long. Its product is annotated as proteasome subunit alpha type-2. The coding region runs from base 91 to 798 and encodes 235 amino acids. Gene Ontology annotation, biological process: ubiquitin-dependent protein catabolic process. The record is from RefSeq and is a predicted model, not a curated record. The transcript has 7 exons. Gene Ontology annotation, cellular component: proteasome core complex, alpha-subunit complex; proteasome core complex. Lineage: Eukaryota; Metazoa; Mollusca; Bivalvia; Venerida; Veneridae.